AUGCCGGAAUCUGUGGUUGGGACCCGCGGGUACUCAUGCGCAACCUGCGGGAAGCAGUAUCAGCGGAGCGCCCAUUUGCGGCGGCAUGAAUCCACUCACACCCAAGGCACAAGCUUCAACUGCCCUUAUUGCGAAAAAGCAUUCGCCAGACGCGACGUCUGCCGGAAGCAUGCCGUUCACUGCCCAAACAAGACGGACCGUGAAGCCAUUCCCAUCUUGAGGCGUGGCCAGAAGCCUCGCGCAUGCGACGCCUGCUUUCACAGCAAACAGUCAUGCGAUACUUCAGAGCCAUGCGAGCGCUGCGUCGCACGUAAGCUGUCAUGCACAUAUCACAGACUGGAGGACACUUCACAAUCCGCUACCUCGUCCUCCUCCCUAGCCACAACAGCCGUGGGGUCCCCUGCUAAUAACAGCAAUAACCACAACAACAAUGACAAAGACCGCACGAAAAUCACCGUGGCCUUCCUCCUAGGGCUAACAAACCCGAACUCAGACAACAUUCUCGAGUUCCUCGCCAGCGAGGCCGCUGCCCGGACCGAAGGUGACGGGCUCGAUUCCGGCACAAAGUCCACCAGCGCCACCACCCAGUUCCCCUCAGGCAUACCGACGGACCAGGACUUCGCCGCAUUCCUACCCGUCAACUUCUACUCCGGCUUUGGGCCUGACUCGGUCGACUUUUUGUACGCCAUCGGAGGGAUUAUGGAAAGCGCAACGGCGGCUACUUCUGCCUCCCCUUUCAGCCCCGAGGCCAUCGAAGGCCGCGCCGCCGCCCUGCUCUACGAGCUGCAGGAACUACACAACGCCCUCAAGGUAUGCGAGCCCUGGUACGACGGCGAAUUCGAUCUCGCCAUCGCGAGUUCGGUAUUCUCGGCACACAGUCUGUGCCAGUUCGCAGCGACUUACUUCCGCGUGAGCCAUCUUGACUUUCCCAUCCUGCACCGGCCGUUCUUCGGCACCGAGCGCACAACCAAGACGCUGUUAUUGGCGGUCGGCGUCGCCGGGGCACUGAGGUCGCCUCCGAGCGACGAUGCGCUCGCCGCGCGCGGCUUCCUCGGCCUCGUUGAGGAGUACAUCUUCCGCACGCUCCACAGGCAAAUGCCGUACGGAUCUACGCCCGAGUACACCGACGAGCUGGAGGAGAGCCUGCAGGCGGCGUUGAUGAUCCACAGCGUGCAGUUUUUCAGGAACGACACGGCGACGCGGCGGAAGAACCGGACGCUGAGGCUGCCCACGCUGGUGUCGGCUGUGCGGUGUCUUGGGCUGGCGCAGACGAGGCACAAGCCCGUUUUCGAGUACGAGGACUUUGUAAGGAACGAGACCCGUAUACGGUUGGCGACGUGGUUGGCUCUCGCCGACUGGCAGCAAUGCGGCAUGUCCAACGCGCCGCCGACGAUGACGCCCGCGGAGAUGACGUGCGACCUCCCGUGUCCGCUGGAGCUCUUCGACGCCAAGGACGCAGACGAGUACUUUGAAGUGGCGCAGACCAAGGGCCUCGAUCCCUCGAGGAGGAUAGUCUCAGUCAGGCACUGCGUGGACGCGUUGAUGAGCGACAGUUGGAAGGGGAUGGAGAGCUUCCCUUUCGAAGACAUUACUGCGACGGAUCUGCAGAUUCUGAUAUUCGGUAUAAACGCCAUGGUGGCGUCCGCGAAUCUCAUGGGCAUCUUGUCCUCCAGCUCGCACAACAUCCUCCGUGCGGUUUCCAGGUGGGAGGACAUGUGGGAUACCGUCCGCGAGCGCAUGGGGCCGGCCAAGUUCGAGAAGAGCGGCAUGGUCAGGUACAACACCGAGCUGUGCUGGGCGGCCAAGGUGAUUGUCAAGAUUGCCAUUGCUGGGGACCGGAGCUCGGCGUAUAUGCAAAAGGUGGGACACGAUUCGCUUGUCGAGCUCCACGAGUUCGUGCGCCAGUAUCGUGACUUUUGA
Molecule: messenger RNA, 1920 nt
Organism: Colletotrichum truncatum
Lineage: Eukaryota; Fungi; Ascomycota; Sordariomycetes; Glomerellales; Glomerellaceae
Product: transcription factor
Biological process (GO): regulation of transcription by RNA polymerase II
Cellular component (GO): chromatin
Molecular function (GO): DNA-binding transcription factor activity, RNA polymerase II-specific; RNA polymerase II cis-regulatory region sequence-specific DNA binding; zinc ion binding
Source: RefSeq, a predicted model, not a curated record